AAAUGCAAAACGUAAAUUCUGGUUGUCAAAAAUAUGCUUUGACGUGUCUCGUAGGGUUGAUUCAAUUUUUGUGAGUUUAUGUAUUUUCUGCGAUGAUUGCGUAUUAUUAAGUUUAAAUAGUGUGCUAAUUAUCAAUAAGGGUAUCGUUAAAAAUGGAUUUUCUAAAGAGCGGUCUGAAGACCGUGCUGGGGGCUCCGGAACCCGGCCACCAACCUUCGGGAGCUGAGAUCGUGGAGCGCCUAGUAGACCGGGUGAACAACUCGACGCUGCUAGAAGACCGACGCGAUGCAUGCCGCGCGCUCAAAGCCAUGUCGCGGACCUACCGCGUCGAGGUCGGCGCUCAGGGCAUGGACACACUUAAACAGGUUCUAGAACUAGACCGAGCUGACAACGAGACAAUAAACUAUGCCUUAGACACGCUGAACAACGUGAUGUCGCCCACACAGUUCGAGGAGGAGGAGAACAACCCUCGCGUGCCCAUGAACAUCGGCGAGCAAUUCACUGAAAUGUUCAUCAAAGACCAUCACAACAUACAACUGGUGCUCGACCUUCUAGAUGAGUACGACUUCAGGGUCCGACUGUCCGCCGUACAACUGCUUACGUCGCUACUCACGAACAGACCAAAAGACAUACAAGAGAUCAUCCUUGUUAAACCCAUGGGCGUCUCCAAAAUGAUGGACUUAUUAGGAGAUACACGAGAAGUGAUCAGAAACGAAACCUUACUACUUCUCAUAAAAUUAACCAAAGCUAACGCGAAUAUACAAAAGAUUGUGGCCUUUGAAAACGCGUUCGAUAGAUUAUUUGAAAUAGUUUCCACUGAAGGGUACUCUGAUGGUGGUAUUAUAGUAGAAGACUGUUUACUACUGAUGUUGAAUUUAUUGAAGAACAACAGCAGUAAUAUAAACUUCUUUAAAGAAGGCAGUUAUAUUCAGAAGAUGUUACCUAUGUUCAACACGCCUGACGAAGUUGAGGAGGCGGGCUGGUCACCACAGAAAGUGUCCAAUGUUCACUGCAUGCUUCUGAUAGUCCGAACUUUAGUGUCCCCUAGCAACUCAGCUCAGAUAAUCUCCAGUUGUCAGAAGAUUAUGAAGACUGUUGGGUUAUUAGAUGCAUUAUGUAAUAUUCUCAUGUCUAGUGGAGUCCCGGCGGAUAUUUUGACAGAGACGAUUAAUACUGUGGGUGAGACGGUACGCGGAGAGGUGACUAACCAGGAGUUCUUGGGCAACGUGAUGGCGCCGUCCAACCCGCCGCGUCCGGCUAUCGUGGUGCUACUUAUGUCUAUGGUUAAUGAGAAACAGCCGUUUUCGUUGCGAUGUGCCGUCCUAUACUGCUUCCAAUGCUACUUAUACCACAACGAGAUGAGUCAAGGAAACCUCGUGCAGACUCUCCUCCCGUCUUCCUCUGACAUGUCCAGCCUGACCUCCGGACAGUUGCUCUGCGGAGGCCUCUUCUCCUCAGAUGUACUGUCCAACUGGUUCUCUGCAGUGGCACUGAUGCAUGGCCUGAUAGAUAACCCCAUGCAGAAAGAGCAGUUGUUAAGGGUGUUGUUGGCAACGAAUAUUGGAAGUUCUCCGGUGUCGUUGCUGCAUCAGUGCACUUUGUUGUUGCAACAGACUACCAAGUUGAAGUCCAAGGUGGCCCUGCUAAUGCUGCUAUCAGUAUGGAUGAGCUACUGCGGCCCCGCGGUGGCCGCGUUCCUGCGCGCGUCGGGCGGCGUGGCGUGGCUGGUGGCGCAGACGUGUGCCACGGACCACGACGACAACGAGUCACUGCUGCAGGGACUCUCUGCGUUCUUGUUGGCCAUCUGUAUUCAUUUCAAUGAUGAUACCGUGGAGAAUUAUUCUAAGGAAUCCCUCCGCCAACUGCUGACAAAGCGCAUCGGCAUGGAGGUGUUCACGUCGAAGCUAUCGGAGGUGGCUCGCCACGAGCAGUACGCGCUGGCCGCCAAGCACCCGCAGCUCCGCGCCAAGGUGCCGCACGACGUGCUGCUGGACUACGAGUUCUGCAGACUCUUCAAGCUGGUGGAGAGUGUCCUAAUCCAGAGUCUAACAGAAGUGAAGCAGCAGAACGGCGGCGGGUCCGGUGCUGCCGGGCGCGGGUCCCCGGAGAGCGGGUCGCUGGAGCAGUACAAGUCGCUCAUCCGCCAGCAGGACGCGAGGUUACAGGAGCUCAUGGCGCAGCUCGAGGGGCUGCUGCAGCACAACCAGUCGCUGCAGAGCGCGCUCAACGACUCACUCUCAGCAAAUUCGCACUUAAAAGACGAGAACACACUUCUGAAGGCACAAGUAUCCGCUGCCAACUCCUUACCCAGCCAGGCACCCCCUCCCCCCACCUUCGACGAGUCCAGGGUCCAGGAUUACGAAGCCAGGAUCCAAGGGUUGGCAGCAGAGGUCACGAGGUUGACCACAGAAUUGAAGACUAGUCAGGACGGACAGAAGAAUCUGAGUGAAGAGUUGGAGAGGGUCAGAAAAGAUCAAGAUGAUUUGCUGGAGUUACUGGCUGAUCAGGACAUAAAACUAAGCGACUACAAAAUGCGUCUCCUCUCCCUGGGACACCCGGUGGAGGAGGACGUGGCGCCACCCGCGCAGCCCACGUGAUACCCCCGCGCCGCCCGGCGACGCCUGCACCACACACUACACGUUAACGUACACUAGUGUAAUGCUCAACUGAGCUGUUGCUGCGAGACUACUGCCAGUAGAUGUAAUAUAUUGUCAUUGUUCAAAUACCAUGAAAAGUGGUACAGACUUUUGAGUGGGUAGUUGUUUGAAUACUAAGGGUGCGUCUACACGGUGCAGACGGAGUCUGGAGCAAGUUAACAUGCGCAAGUGACAAGUGACAAGAGCACGCGGUGGGUAUUUUGCUUUGGUACAUGCGCGAGUCGCUGGACCCGCACGUUUUAAAAUGCAUGUAACUUGCGCAUGUCCCUUAAUAUGCGCAAGCUACUUGCACCGUGUAGAUGCACCCUUACUAAUUGUAAUAGCCUUGUAGCAUUUUGAGACCGUAAAAUGAGAUGUAAGCUAUUAUAAGUAUCACGUGAUUCACAUAUGAACAUUGACUUGCUAGACAAAGUAAAAAAUAUCUUACAGAAUUAGGUCAUUUGUCAAUAAUAUUCUAGAGAUAGAAUUUGUUUUGACGAGUGAAACAGGCAUGUAUAGGAUAAUGAGUGCUUAAUUUAUUUAUAAAAUUAUAUUUUGUUUGAAGGUGACAAUAUUGUUUUAGUUAUGUAACACAAGCUUUAUCUCGCACCAAGCUAGUUUAGAAACAGUCUCAGUUGAGCAAUACAAAAUAAAUAUUUAAUAUAUUACAGUAAUAUAUUGCGACAUUGUAAGAUUUUGUGAUUCGAAUGUAAAAAUGUAUGAAAUAUAAUGUUACAAGUA
This is a messenger RNA of Helicoverpa armigera (cotton bollworm), 3377 nucleotides long. It is a transcript of the gene p115, whose product is annotated as general vesicular transport factor p115. The transcript has 9 exons. The coding region runs from base 153 to 2597 and encodes 814 amino acids. Lineage: Eukaryota; Metazoa; Arthropoda; Insecta; Lepidoptera; Noctuidae. Gene Ontology annotation, cellular component: endoplasmic reticulum; ER to Golgi transport vesicle membrane; Golgi membrane. The record is from RefSeq and is a predicted model, not a curated record. Gene Ontology annotation, biological process: endoplasmic reticulum to Golgi vesicle-mediated transport; intracellular protein transport; vesicle fusion with Golgi apparatus.